Messenger RNA from Hyla sarda, 1737 nucleotides. It is a transcript of the gene COPS7B, whose product is annotated as COP9 signalosome subunit 7B. The coding region runs from base 210 to 1004 and encodes 264 amino acids. Lineage: Eukaryota; Metazoa; Chordata; Amphibia; Anura; Hylidae. The transcript has 7 exons. The record is from RefSeq and is a predicted model, not a curated record. Gene Ontology annotation, biological process: COP9 signalosome assembly. Gene Ontology annotation, cellular component: COP9 signalosome.
CUCAUGGAAACUCCGCCCUGACUGCCGAGCCUAGUGGGACAGCAUGACGAGGAGCGGGUUCCGUGCGGCACCAUAGUGCCGGCAUUUUGUUUCCGGGGGAAAUUGAUCAGAGCGGACCCGGCGCUGUCAUGGCUGCCUGACAACCAGAGAGCCGGAUAGAGUGUGUCCUGACCAAAGCAGCGAAGCCCUCUCAGACCUCUAGUAGUAGUAUGGCUGGAGAACAGAAGCCUUCCAGUAGUCUUCUGGAGCAAUUCAUCUUACUAGCCAAAGGGACUAAAGGUUCAGCUCUUCCAGCCCUCAUCAGCCAAGUAUUAGAAGCUCCCGGGGUUUACGUAUUUGGAGAACUUCUAGAUUUACCCACAGUACAAGAGCUUGCAGAUGGCCCGCAUUCUGGGUACCUUCAGCUCCUGAAUUUGUUUGCUUAUGGGACAUAUCCAGAUUACGUUGCAUUAAAGGAAAGUUUGCCAGAACUUUCGGCUGUACAGAAAAACAAGCUGAAACACUUAACAAUUGUGAGCCUUGCAUCCAGGAUGAAGUGCAUUCCAUACUCUGUGCUGCUGAAAGAUUUAGACAUGAGGAACCUCCGCGAGUUGGAGGAUUUAAUCAUAGAAGCAGUUUACACAGACAUCAUUCAGGGCAAACUUGAUCAACGCAAUCAUGUACUAGAAGUUGACUUUUGCAUUGGACGGGACAUUCCCAAGAAGGACAUAAGUAGCAUUGUGAAAACUCUUCAGGAGUGGUGUGAUGGUUGUGAAGCAGUUUUAAUGGGAAUUGAACAGCAAGUGCUGAGGGCAAACCAAUACAAGGAGAACCACAACCGUACACAGCAGCAAAUAGAAACAGAAGUGACAAAUAUAAAAAAAACUUUGAAAGCCACAGCUUCCUCAACUGCUCAGGACACUGACCAGCAUCUUGCAGAACGAGAAGGACCCCCUCUGGCUGAGCAGCGACAGCCUACUAAGAAGAUGUCAAAAGUUAAAGGUCUGGUCUCCAGUCGCCACUAAUGAAGCUGAAAACAUGGAGGGGGCUCCAGGUGGCUUACAACUGCUCCUGGAUUGUUUACAGACUUACACCACACACCACCAUUGUAUGAGCCUCUUUCCAUCCAAAACCUUUUGGAGACCCUGCCUGCUAGGAGGGACAGUAAACCUAUUAGUGCUGAGACCCAGCUUGGUUUUCAAAUUGUUGUCCAUGCAGAUCAGGACACUUUGCCUAUAAGUUUGUGGAUCCAUCUCUCUGCUGGAGAGGUCUGUUGUCGGUCAGUGAAGUACACAGUAGGCUUCUCUGUCAGAGAGAGGAUUAUAGAAAUGGUUGCUUAUUGCUGCGUGGUUAAAAAAUCCUAGGUGACUUUUGGUCCUGCCAUCUCUUUCUCUCUCUGGAGAUUUAAAAUGUGCAGUAGGGAGAGAUCUGUACAGUAAGUUUUCCUAUUUUCUUAAAUGCACCCUGUUAUAGCGUUAUUUUUCGAGGAGAUUGUAUUUUCUUUCUUCUUGUAUGAGACAUUUUGCCUGCUAUUGUUAUGCCAUGUAUUUGAGGCCAGUUCAUGAAUUGCAGAAGAGCUAUAUAAGAUCUGGCUGAGACAGGAAAAGAGAGAAUACUUCAUAUGCCAUGUGCAUCUUCGUGUAGCAAACUAUAUCUGUAUGGCCUUUGGAAGUAAGUUUAAAGGGGCCAGCAUUCGGAACUAAAUGUUCUGAACGCUGUUUUUGCGCUGCGGGGGUCGGCCACGCCCCUUGUGAUGUC